AUGCGUGUGGUCAAGUCGACUCUGGGCGAGCUGCAGAGUGUGUGGGUUCGCAGAAGUGAAUCGUCCGACGCUGAGAGCAUAAACUCUCUGCUGCAGCUGAACCACUCCUCUGUGUCUGUGUUUGGGAGAGUCAACGUCAUCCACAUGCUGGAGAAGGCGAUUCUGGCCGUGUCUCUGCUCAGUGACAGAGAUGAGCUUUUGGCGCACGCCUCCUUCUCUGACCACCCCAUUGGAGACUUAGUGGAUCAGGCCGAGUGGGAGCCAUUUGUCCAGCACAUCUCCGGCUCCAAGAAGUACAAGCCGAUGAAUACUCUGUUCCUGCAUCUGUUUGUAUCUGAGCCCACGUUUGCUGUGGCCAGUUCUCUGGAGAUUAUGAGGGCCAUGUUCUGUGCUGUUCCAGAGCUGCAGUUUGUCCUCCUGCUCAGCCCUCACCUCCAUGACCUGGAUCCAGUCCUGGUGGAGAUGUUUGAGCCUCUUCAGUUACACACUGAGCUAAACUAUGUGGCUCAGGUUUGUGUCAGGGACCAGUACUGCCCCAAGCUCACCAUCCGCCCGGCCAGGGUGGAGGACCAUGACGAUGUGAUGAAGGUCUUUUUUGAACAGACGAAGCUCCAGACGCUCGUGGACAAUCCGUUUUUUCUGACGGAGCUAAUCGAGACCCAGAAUGAGCUGCAGCACACGGCUGUUUGUGAGAGUAACGGAGUGGCUGUGGGUUUCAUCAGUGUAACUAUGAAAGUCAGCGUGAAAAGUCUGCUUCAACAGUACGACCUGAGCGAGUGUGAGGGCGCUUUCACUGUUCAGUUCUUCGCCAUCGACAAGAACUAUGAACCCAGGUCUGUGGACUUCCUGCCCUACCUCUUCAGACUAUUCCCUGAUCGAGACCUGUGCUUGGUCACCGUGCCAACGCUUGCCCCAGAAAUGCCUCUGCUCCACAACUUCACCAGAAUGUUCCCUAAAGACAUGUGCGCACCUGCCCACGAGCUGUACGGCCUGCACCGCAUCGCACUCAGGCCAGUGCAGGUGAGGCGGGCCAUUCCCUCAGACAGAGAAUUGAUCCAGGAUUUGGUUCGAGGUCUGGACCACAAGGACUUCCUGCUUCAGGAUCUGGACCAGUUUUACCUGACUGAGACUGACCAGCACAGCAUCAUGCACAGCAUCAUGCACAGCAUCAUGCACAGCAUCAUGCACAGCAUCAUGCACAGCAUCAUGCACAGCAGCAUGCACAGCAGCAUGCACAGCAGCAUGCACAGCAGCAUGCACAGCAGCAUGCACAGCAGCAUGCACAGCAGCAUGCACAGCAGCAUGCACAGCAGCAUGCACAGCAGCAUGCAUACAAUCCACAUCAAUAUUUGUCUUUUAGUCCUGAACAGAGUUCCUCUCCAGUGCUUCGUGGCUCAGGUCGGGACUCAACUGGUCGGGGUUGUGGUCAUCAGAGACGAACAGGAGGUGGAGUUCCUUCGGGCUCACUACAACAUAGAGAACUUCAUCUACUUCAGUCACCACUCGUACCAGGAGCACGCCGCCCUCCUCCAUUUUGUCCUGCGCUCGACUGUGCGCCACUGCUGCCACCUGCUGUUCAGAGAGGUGCUGCGACUAAGCCACAAGUCCUGCCUGUAUCACCGAGAGUACCCCCCAAACAGUCCUGUCAAAAAGACUUCCUGUAUAAACCCUCUGGACUUCCUCCUGGACCGUGCCGUUCCUGUCAAACCCCGACCUCAGAUGGACUAUCCCCUGGAGGAGCUGGGCAUCAAUGCGCCAUCCAAUCAGAUCACAGACCCACAGGCCCCCUUUGCACUGCUCCUCAAUCAGCAGAAAGCUCACUCUGGAACAGAAAGGUGGUGGUGAACGCACGGGAUCACCGUCUGUGGAGCCUCAGAAACUGGACUGAGUCUACUCGAGACCCUCUGCUGCUGCCCUCACCUCCGCUUCAACAACCUGACCCUGGUGUCCACGCACGGUUUCCAUGGAGAUGCAGAGGACGAGAUGCGCUUCCUCUCAACCAGUCACGCCUUCAGCAGCAGAGAUGUGGCGCUCCUCCCUCUGUCCUCUGUGAAGACGGUCUGUGGGAAAGUGGUGUCCAUCGACAGGAAGUCCAAACAUGUCCAGGUGUGCUCCGACAGGAAAUCCACACCUGUCCAUGUGCCCUCUGGUUACUGGCUCUCGUAUGACAUCUUGGUCCUCUGCUCCGGUCUGCAGUAUCAGGUGCCCUUUCUGCUAGGCUCAGGCCCUGUGCCGCCAAACCUUUGGACUCUAGAGGACCCUGAGGACCGAGUGAGGGCCAGACUCUGGGUCCAGGAGCAGCUCAGACACGGCCACGAGCACAUUGUUGUAUACGGAGACAAUAUCGAUGCUUUCACCACCGUGCACGCCCUCCUCUCUCUGGGACUCACUGGGCCUCAGAUCCACCUGGUCCUGGCGCCAUCUGAGUCCGGAUCCUGGCUUCUGGACCCAGCUGUGGACCAGGCUGUGGAUCUGAACCUGGAGAAAGUCCAAGUCCAGGUCUACAAGAACUAUGUGCUCCAGAACAUCAGGAUUCAGGAGAACCAGGUCACCUCCGCUACUUUCAACUACAAUGGCGAGAUCAUCGAGAUCUGCUGUGGGGCUCUGGUGACCCUCUCCUGUCGUGGUCUUGACCCCAGCAUGCUGCGCUCUCUCCUGGACUCGUUCUUGGUGGUGGACGGGCGUCUGGUGGUGGACCGCUGCUUCCACACCUCUGACCCCAGGAUUUGGGCGGCCGGACCUAUCACCAAGUUCUCCAGGAGGUACCACAGCGAGGAGUGGUGCCACCAGCGCUUCUGCUCCGGAGAGGUGGGACAGGACUUGGCUCGUCAGAUCCUGCUCUUGUUCGACCCAACAGUAGAGCCCAGAGAAGAGAGCGAGCUCCUGCCCAUCUAUAAGAGACCUAAAGUCACAGGAGGAACUCUGCCUGGAGGACUCCACUUCCUCCAUGUGACCAAGCCCACGCCCACCAAGCACAGCACUGUCCAAUAUUUGAAGGAUUCUGCUCUGGUGACUGGUCGUGCAAACUUGGGCUCGUACUUUCGUCUGCAGCUCGGAGACUCUGAGCAGGUGGAGUCUCUCACCUGUGCAUCCUUCAAGCCCCUCCCCCUCCACAACCUCCUCUGUCUCUAUGGGCAACAGCAAAGCCUACUGGGAAACCUGAGCACGCGCUUCAGCCUGGGACAGGUGCCCGACCUCUACAGUUUCUUCAGGCAGAGCUGGUGUUUGGCCAUUUUCCAUGAUCGAUUCAGUGAUUUCCAACAGGAGCUCCGGGCCAUGGCUCACCACUCUGCCACUGACACAAAGGUUUUGGACGCUGAACCCAGAGCCAUGGUCGGAGGUGCUGUGGUCAAGUAUGUGAGCUACAACAGAAACCUGCUGCCCAUGUUCGCUCUGCCUGGAGAACUCUGA
Molecule: messenger RNA, 3411 nt
Organism: Periophthalmus magnuspinnatus
Lineage: Eukaryota; Metazoa; Chordata; Actinopteri; Gobiiformes; Gobiidae
Gene: cfap61
Product: cilia and flagella associated protein 61
Exons: 26
Molecular function (GO): oxidoreductase activity
Source: RefSeq, a predicted model, not a curated record